CAGGCCAGUCGUUCUUCGCGAGCCGCCGCCGCCAGCGUCCUUGUCCGCUCCACACCCCUCGCCCGUGCCCCUUCUCGCCUGCCUCACGCAGCUCAGCUCUUUGCCGCACCUCCCACUCUCGCCCCUACUCGCAUCUCCCGUGGCGCUGCACCCUCCGCCGCCCAGCAUGAAGCUGCUCGCCGUGCCGCUGGCGCGUCUCACGCCCAAGGCGGCGCCCCUGCUCUCCUUCGUCGCCGUGCCGCCCGCCAAGGCGCCCGUGCAGGACGGGCCGCCGCCGCUCUCCACGCGCCUCCUCACCCGCGCCUCGGACUUCUGGGCAGGGCUCGGCAAGCCGGGCCAGAAGAGCGUCGGCGACUGGAAGCGCCGCACAUACGUCACCGGCGAGAGGCUGAUGGACCGCAUCGAGUAUGAGGAGUGGGCCCUCAAGGGCAUUGACCCGAGCUUGGGCCCGAAGACGAAGGGCGAGAAGAUCGACGUGGGCGAGAAGCUCUCCCUUCUCCAUCCACCGGGUCUCGGUUCCGCGCAGGUGAUGCACUCCCUCUCUGCGCUUGCGGCGCGAAGAACGCCGCACCACCGCAAGUACCUCAUCUGGUGCAUCGUCGGCAUGCCCUUCACGGCGCCGUUCGCACUCAUUCCCGUCGUGCCGAACCUGCCGUUCUUCUACCUCGUGUGGCGAGCUUACAGCCAUUGGAGUGCGUACAGAUCUUCAUCGUACCUAUCCGAGCUGCUGGCGGCCAAGCGCAUCGUGCCAGAGCCGUCGAAGGAGCUGGACGAUGUGCUUCGGACACCUGCGCCGCCGCCAUCUGCAUCGGAGGCGAGCGCCAGCGAGUCGAGCGAGGCAGCAGCGCCACAAGAGGCAGAGACGCCGGCCGCCUCUUCCUCCGCCGAGCUGCUGCUGCUGGCACACCACGUGCCGGCGCUCGUCGGCACGUUCAAGCUGGACCACCAGCGCCACAUCGACCUCGACCGUGCGCGUGCGCAGCUGGCACUGGCACUGCGCAAGAACGAGCUGGCCACGCUCGAGCGCGCCGUCGAGGAGGGCGCGGCUGUGGCGCAGGAGAAGGAGCAGCAGCGCGAGGAGCAGAAGCAGCAGGAGAGCGCGAAGGACAAGUAGAUGCGCACGCCUCACCACACCACUCUUUUGGGAUACACACUAGACACGGGCUCAAGGUUGCACGGCGCCGAUCACUCUCACUCCUAGACGCGCAAUGCACGCGUGACUGCCGCAGC
This is a messenger RNA of Tilletiopsis washingtonensis, 1230 nucleotides long. RefSeq lists its product as hypothetical. Gene Ontology annotation, cellular component: mitochondrial inner membrane. NCBI's taxonomy places the organism in Eukaryota, Fungi, Basidiomycota, Exobasidiomycetes, Entylomatales. The coding region runs from base 167 to 1114 and encodes 315 amino acids. The transcript has 3 exons. Gene Ontology annotation, biological process: potassium ion transport; proton transmembrane transport. The record is from RefSeq and is a predicted model, not a curated record.